GUAGCUGACGUUAAGACUGUGGAUCCCACAGUUUAACAGAAAAAAGAAAAAACCCUGAAAUUUCCUCGUAAGAGAACACUAAGAAGAUAAAGGAGUUUGAAAUGCUGGCCUAAGUGGACUGAAGGAACUGGAGAUGCCCAACCUAAAGACAAAAGACUCUGGGUCAUGAAAACUGUCUUUGAUGUUGGAAGGGAUGUUUUGUGAAAGAAGAUUUAGACUUGACCCAUGUCAAUGGGUCUAUGGAAAUGCAGGACCUAGCAAGUCCUCAUGCUCUUGGAGGUGGUGAAACACCUGGUAACUCCAAGCUGGAUAAAACUAGCCUUAGCAGUACAUCAGUCACCACAAAUGGGACAGGAGUGUCUCUUCUUGCAGUCAAAACAGAGCCUUUGAACAGCAGUGAAACAACCACCACCACUGGAGAUGGAGCGCUUGACACUUUUACUGGGUCAGUAAUAACAAGUAGUGGCUACAGCCCCAGAUCAGCGCAUCAGUAUUCCCCACAGCUAUAUCCUUCCAAGCCCUAUCCACACAUUCUUUCUACACCAGCAGCUCAAACAAUGUCCGCCUACGCAGGCCAGACUCAGUAUUCGGGGAUGCAGCAGCCAGCCGUCUACACGGCCUACUCGCAGACAGGACAGCCCUACAGCCUGCCAACUUACGACUUGGGCGUGAUGUUGCCGGGCAUCAAGACAGAGAGUGGACUUUCACAAACCCAGUCCCCAUUACAGAGUGGGUGCCUCGGUUACAGCCCAGGGUUUUCCACCCCACAGCCAGGCCAGACACCUUAUUCUUACCAAAUGCCAGGUUCUAGUUUUGCACCAUCCUCUACUAUUUAUGCAAAUAAUUCAGUUUCCAAUUCAACAAAUUUCAGUGGUUCACAGCAGGAUUAUCCAUCCUACACAGCCUUUGGCCAAAACCAGUAUGCACAGUAUUACUCAGCCUCAACGUAUGGAGCAUAUAUGACAUCAAAUAACACAGCUGACGGCACAUCAUCAUCGUCAACCUAUCAGUUGCAGGAAUCUCUCCCAGGACUGACUAGCCAACCAGGAGAGUUUGAUACAGUUCAGAGCCCCUCCACACCUAUCAAAGAUCUUGAUGAGAGAACAUGUCGAAGUUCUGGGUCAAAGUCCCGAGGAAGAGGCCGGAAAAAUAACCCCUCCCCACCUCCCGACAGUGACCUGGAGCGUGUGUUUGUCUGGGAUUUGGAUGAAACCAUCAUUGUUUUUCACUCACUGCUCACAGGGUCUUAUGCACAGAAGUAUGGCAAGGAUCCCCCCAUGGCUGUAACCCUUGGACUCCGAAUGGAGGAAAUGAUUUUUAAUCUUGCUGAUACACAUUUAUUUUUUAAUGACUUAGAGGAGUGUGAUCAAGUUCAUAUAGAUGAUGUUUCCUCCGAUGAUAAUGGGCAGGACUUAAGUACCUACAGUUUUGCAACUGAUGGCUUCCAUGCAGCUGCAAGUAGUGCAAACCUUUGUUUGCCAACAGGUGUAAGAGGAGGGGUUGACUGGAUGAGGAAGUUGGCUUUUCGUUACAGAAGAGUAAAAGAAUUAUAUAACACCUACAAGAACAAUGUUGGAGGACUCCUUGGCCCUGCCAAGAGAGAUGCAUGGCUGCAGUUAAGGGCGGAGAUUGAAGGGCUGACAGACUCCUGGCUAACAAAUGCACUUAAGUCAUUAUCAAUUAUUAGUACGAGGAGUAACUGCGUAAAUGUCUUGGUAACAACCACCCAACUGAUCCCAGCACUUGCGAAGGUUCUGCUGUAUAGUUUAGGAGGUGCUUUCCCCAUUGAGAAUAUUUACAGUGCAACUAAAAUAGGCAAGGAAAGCUGUUUUGAGCGUAUAGUGUCCAGAUUUGGCACUAACAUAACUUAUGUUGUGAUUGGAGAUGGCCGAGAUGAGGAGCAUGCCGCUAACCAGCACAACAUGCCCUUUUGGAGGAUAUCAAGUCACUCAGAUCUCUUGGCUCUACAUCAAGCACUGGAAUUAGAGUAUUUGUAACUGUGUUCUCCAGCUGGAGAUUCAUUUUUUGUAUUUCAAGUACACUGAAUUUUUAUGUGUGAUUCAGUGCCUCUGGCUUUACACAUAUAAAUUGUCUUAAAGGAUGAAAUCAUAUUUGGAAUGAAAAUUCCAGAAUGAAGAAUUCAGAUUGCCGAAUGGAAUUAAACUUUAGUGCUACAGAAAGGAAGCUCUAUGGUCUUACAUUUACAACACUUUAAUGAUUUGGGGGAAAAAAAAAAUCUGUGGAGGUUGCUGGUACACACCAAAUGAGUCCUAACUGGAAUUAACAGCUUUAUCAAAGAACUCUCACCCUGGCAAAGCACCAACACACAGGCUCCGUCUGACAAGGUGGUAUUCAACAUUCCUCAACAUGGGAUCUCUUCUCAGCCCUGAGGUUUGAAUCUGACUUUAGCCUACCUAACCCAGAAA
This is a messenger RNA of Trichechus manatus latirostris (Florida manatee), 2426 nucleotides long. RefSeq names its product EYA transcriptional coactivator and phosphatase 4 (gene EYA4). The coding region runs from base 240 to 1997 and encodes 585 amino acids. The record is from RefSeq and is a predicted model, not a curated record. Gene Ontology annotation, molecular function: protein tyrosine phosphatase activity. Lineage: Eukaryota; Metazoa; Chordata; Mammalia; Sirenia; Trichechidae. Gene Ontology annotation, cellular component: nucleus. The transcript is spliced from 17 exons. Gene Ontology annotation, biological process: negative regulation of extrinsic apoptotic signaling pathway in absence of ligand; cell differentiation; positive regulation of DNA repair.